CCCACCAUCCAGAGGGCGACAACAUAGAGCACAGUGGACCGACCACUCGAAACUCGAACCCAACAAAGCAGAGCCAUCGAAGAAGCAGAAGCUCAUCUCAAUCUCGGAGGAGGAGCCCAAAGAUGCAGAAGACUAAUAAAUCAGCGUUUUCAGCCCUCAAGCUCUUCCUACUAUCACUCACUCUCUGUCAUCUGAGAUUUGGAAUCGCCGAAGAAGAAGGAUUCUGCUCUGCAUCGUUCGUCUCCAAGUCCUGCCCCAACUCGCAGCCUCUCUACUGGAAAGUCACCAACCCUACUCUUUCUCCCUCUCAGUUACAAGAUUUGCCCGGGUUUACUCGUAGUGUUUAUAGAAGUGAUCACGCUUUAGUUACCCCCGAAAGUCACGUGUUUAGCCCUUUACCAGAUUGGACAAAUACACUGGGAGCUUAUCUUAUCUCACCUGCAGCUGGGGCACACUUUGUUAUGUACAUAGCAAAGAUGCAAGAAAAUUCAAAAUCAGGGCCCCCUCCACCUGAUGUAGAGAGGUUCUUGUUUGUUGUUGAGGGUACAGUGACACUCACUGACAUAUCAGGUGUUAGCCACAAACUCAUGGUGGAUUCAUAUUCUUAUUUACCUCCAAAUUUAGAACAUUCUGUCAAGUGUCAAGCAUCUUCCACUCUUGUUGUGUUUGAAAGAAGGUAUGCCUACCUGGAAAAUUAUAUUACUGAACAGGUUGUUAAUUCAACAGACAAGCAACUCAUUCUACAAACUCCUGAUGAGGUUUUCGAACUCAGGAAGCUGCUUCCUGCUUCUGUGGCUUACGACUUCAACAUCCAUAUCAUGGACUUCCAACCAGGAGAAUAUCUUAAUGUAAAGGAAGUCCAUUAUAAUCAACAUGGUUUAUUGAUGUUAGAGGGCCAGGGGAUUUAUCGCUUGGGUGAUAGCUGGUACCCCGUUCAAGCCGGUGAUGCUAUUUGGAUGGCACCAUUUGUACCUCAGUGGUAUGCUGCACUUGGUAAAACCAGGACGCGCUAUCUGCUUUACAAAGACGUAAAUAGGAACCCACUGUAACUCAUCUCCUGUUUACCAUGGCCAUGAGAUUCCAAUGAUCGGAUCCUGUCAUCAAGAGGUAUGUGAUGAAGCCAAGUUUCUGCCUUGUGGGUUUUGUGGAUAUUGCAUGGAAUGGAUCAUCAAUCGAAUUGAUGGAUUGAAUAACAGUGCUGGGAACUGGAGAGGAUAAAAUGAUUAAAUGCAUUCGCAAAUGACAACAAACUUGGACAUCACUUAACAGAUGCGAUAUAAUAUUCCAGGCAUGUCGUUUCAAUUUUUCUCUUUUUCUAGUGUUCUUUUUACUGAAGUUGCAUGUUGAUUUUCAAGUGGUAUUGGAGUGGGAAAAACUUUGAGUUGAA
This is a messenger RNA of Diospyros lotus (date-plum), 1387 nucleotides long. Its product is annotated as (S)-ureidoglycine aminohydrolase. Lineage: Eukaryota; Viridiplantae; Streptophyta; Magnoliopsida; Ericales; Ebenaceae. Bases 123 to 1049 code for a protein of 308 amino acids. Gene Ontology annotation, molecular function: ureidoglycine aminohydrolase activity. The record is from RefSeq and is a predicted model, not a curated record. The transcript has 13 exons.